This is a messenger RNA of Myripristis murdjan (pinecone soldierfish), 2263 nucleotides long. RefSeq names its product NXPE family member 3-like. Bases 1 to 2256 code for a protein of 751 amino acids. NCBI's taxonomy places the organism in Eukaryota, Metazoa, Chordata, Actinopteri, Holocentriformes, Holocentridae. The transcript is spliced from 9 exons. The record is from RefSeq and is a predicted model, not a curated record.
AUGCCUGCCCUGUUUGCCUGUACUCCCACCUGCAACAUCAACAGCGUCCCAACCAGUGAGCUGCACUACAUCGCCAGCGAGGCGGACAGACUGGUCAGGAGCUCCAACACUGUUGUGGUUCUUGGCAUCUGGUCUCACUUCAGCACUUUUCCCAUUGCGGUGUACAUGCAGCGACUGAAGAGCACCUGCAGGGCGGUGCUGCGGCUGCUGGACAGAGCUCCCAACACGCUGGUGGUCAUCAGGACAGGAAAUCUGAGGACCAUGACGUUUAUGUUUGCAAUGACCAACAGCGACUGGAAACCUCAGGGCCUUGAUGGUUUCCGAGACGAUGACCAACAGCAAUUGGUCCUUGUUAUAGCAGGACACGGUGCUCUGAGCCAUGUUCAGAGGGCUGAACGUUCACCUGUCUUGGUGCUCACUGCGUUGGUGGUGAACCUGGACGUGGCUGUGGCUGCUGCCCCCACUGCGAUCCCCGGCAAAUUUCAAAUACAAACUCAGAUCAAAAACUCUGACGUGAAAUAUUUGAGGGAAGGGAAGUCCUUUUUUUUCUGGAGGUCAUCUGAGGUUUCAGAUCAACACAAGCUUAGCGUGAACUGGUGUGAGAUGGAGAUUAGAGCUGGCAAGUGGAGGAAAUUCAGCGCAUGCCGUCUCAAGUACACUGCCAUCUUCCUCUUCCUGGUUGUGUCCGCUGUGUUCUUCCUGCAACGUAACAUCAAUGUGCUGAAGUUUCAGAAUAAAACCACCCCCACCACUCCUGUCCCAAACCACCAACACAUCAACUGCAGCCACCAGCAGCUGUCGCCUGAGGAACGCCGCCUGCUGGACUCCAUCGCUUGGCCUGAAACCCCUCGCCUCCCUGUGCCCAUAUCCCUGAACAUGACCUCUGACCCCGCCCACAGCACCUUCACAAUCCUGCCGGUGAGGGCAGGAGGUCAGUGGCAUGUAGGCGAUGAGCUAGAGGCUCUGAUUCAAAUUGGUGACUUCCAGGGUCGUCCAAAACAGUUCGGGGGAGAUUUCCUGGUUGCUCGCCUGCAUGACCCGGAGCUCCUUGCAGGUGUCGCCGGGCGAGUGGUGGACCACCUGAACGGCUCCUACACCGCUGUGUUUCCAUUACUCUGGGAGGGACGAGCACAAGUUGAGGUGAUACUGGUUCACUCCAGUGAGGCCAUCACGGUGCUGCACAGGCUGAACAGGGAACACCCGGGUCGAAUGGCAUUCAACAGCCUCUUCCGCUCCGGCUCUGUUUCUGAAACUACAGUUUGUAAUGUCUGCCUGCCUCCUGACCAGCCACUGUGCAACUACACCGACCUCCACACGGGGGAGCCAUGGUUCUGCUACAAGCCAAGAAAUCUGGGCUGUGAUACCAGGAUCAACCACUUCAGAGAAGAUGUCAAGAGAGUCCUCAUGGCCAAGGAGGAGAUCCUCUUUCUAAGAGGGGUCAACAUGAAAGUCUUCAUUUGUGCAUCAGGGUCUAACAUCGCUGUGCUGCCAAAGGAGCAAGGACAACCAGAGGUGAAGAGCAGCACCGUGAAGCCUGAACCUGCUGGAUAUUACUACCAGGGUGCAUGGCAAGCACUAGGAGGCGCCACCAUUCGCCAGUUCAACAACGCCUCCGCUAUCAGCCAGUGUCUGACAGACAAGGUGGUGCACAUGUACGGCGACUCCACCAUCAGACAGUGGUUUGAACACCUCAGCAGAGUUCUGCCAGACCUCAAGGGGUUUAACCUGCACAGCACAAAGCAAUGUGGACCGUUCAUCGCUGUGGACAUAGCACGAAAUAUUAUGGUGAAGUUUCACUGCCACGCCCCUCCAAUCCGCUCCACCAUCUCAUCCUUCGAUCUACGCUACAUCGCCAAUGAGCUGGACAGGCUGGUUGGAGGCUCCAACACUGUCGUGGUUUUCACCAUCUGGGCUCACUUUGGCACUUAUCCCGUCGAGGUGUACAUACGGCGACUUCAGAGCAUCCGCAGGGCGGUGCUGCGGCUGCUGGACAGAGCUCCUGACACGCUGGUGGUCAUCCGGACAGGAAACCCCAAGGCCUUGAAUCUUGACGUGGCGCUAAUCAACAGCGACUGGUACUCCCUGCAGCGGGACAAGGUGCUCCGGGCCAUGUUCAAAGGGCUAAACGUUCGCCUGGUGGACGCCUGGGAUAUGGUCCUGGCCCACCAUUUGCCCCAUGACCUUCACCCACCGCCCCCCAUUAUCAAGAACAUGAUAGACGUCCUCUUGUCCUACAUAUGCCCACCAAAAAAAUGACUUGUUG